AUGUCAGUGCUAGCUGAACCCAUUCCCGUUACAUCUCCCAUGAUCCUCGAUCGAGUUGAUGUCGAGGACCAUGGUAAAUCAGCAGUGACCCUCCCGACUCUCCACCACCUGCAGCGGCCAUCCACUCAGCCCCGUACCAAUAACAACAAUGCCCAAGCCCAAGGACCGCUACCACAGAUGCCCGAUGCAGACUUUCGAUGUGGGAUCUGCAACAAAACAUAUAGUCGAAGAGAUCUGCGGGACCGACACCGCCGCCGCUGCAUCAAGACAGUCGGCCAGGAACGGGUCUCCAAGCGCAAGUCGUGCGAAACAUGUGCGCAGAAGAAACUGCGCUGUUCCAUGACCCGACCGGCUUGCAGUCGCUGUGUCCAGUCGCGCACGCGGUGUAACUAUCCGCCAACCUCGGUGCCUGCCAAUCCCGCGGCGGCUGCGAUCGCGGCGGCGCAGAGGAAUUCCGAUGCUUGCAAAGCUGGGUCCUCGGCGUAUUCGUCGUCAUCGUCGGCUUCUCCCAGGAGUGGCAGUGGCAGUGGCAGUGGCAGUAGCCACGGUUCGAUGGCAGGUCUCGACUCGGGUGUCCCUGGUUCACUGGCCGCGAUGCUCGGAGACAUACGGACCUGUGUCGGUGAUGCCGCUACUCGCUCAGAUGAGCAGGGUCAUUCAAAAGCCUCCAAACCCAAAGAGGCCUCGUCCUCCGGUUUGGAUCCGCUCUCCACCUCGUGGAGCCCCAUCCCGAGCUCAAAUACCAUAGACCUUAUGCUGCGCCCUUUGACCGACAACUCCCUGUUUCCAGCCCAUGAUCUCCCGUCGGUCGGCUCCUUACCCUGGAAUGACGAUCUCACGUCGCUGUCGGAGCAUAUCUCCUCGGGGAAUUCCUUUCCGGAAGGGCUCGGGGAUCACGCUGGGGAGCCGCCACUCUUCAUGUCCCUGCAAGACAUUGUGAAGAACCCCCUGAGCACAAUUGAGCCGACGAGUGGAGAUUCAUAUCCAAUCGACCGCGACCUAUCACUUCCCUCUCAUUCCUCCCUCUCCUCUCUCUCUCCGGACAGCUGGGAAAGCACGGAGGAGGACUUGCAUCGGGGCCUACGCGCCGACCCCUCCACCCGCCUCAUCUUUGGCCACGACUUCCUCCCCGACAGUCCCGACGACGACUACCAGGAAAUGCUCCGGACAAUGCGCGGAUUCCCUGCUCUGACUCUGGAACGCGACUUCUGGUCACCGUUUGUGCAUCACCGGCUGUACCGGUGCUCUCUGGGCGGCAUGGCCGAGCCGCUCGGCAUCGCGCUGGCUUGCGUGUCGGCGCACGCGAGCUCGGUCGGCUCGAACUACGGGUUCGUCGACCGCAUGAUCAACCAGGAGCGCGAGAGGCUGGUGCGCAAUUUCCACGAGUCCUCGGACGCGCCGGAAACGUGUCUUGCCGCGCUGCAUGCCGUCUGCAUCUACCAGAUCCUGGGGCUGUUCGGGGACACCUUCCCACCAGCGGCGCUGGAACCACACAGUCCGAAGGAGGCCCACGAGCGACAGCGCGAGGAGUCGGAGAAAGCUGCGGAGCUGCACAUCUCGUUCCUGCUCAAGAUGGCGCGUCACCUGUACAAACUUCAUCAAGACACCCUUCUCCUCCCCCAUGAACAGGAAACCGACUGGAACCGCUGGAAACUCAGCGAGUCGCUGCGCCGCAACAUUUUCCUGGUCCACAUGAUCAACAUCCUCAGUGCGCGCGCCCACAAGCUCAACGAGGCCUACUUUGAGCCCCUCGGCGACGCGAUGGUCUUGCAGCUGCCUCUCCCGGCGCCGGAGUGUAUGUGGCGCGCCUGCAGCGAGGAGGAGUGGUUGCUGGCACGGGAGCAUUCUCUGCAGCCUUUUUUGACGAUGGAGGCUGAGAAGAAGCCACUACCUCUGGGGCUGACGGUCAGCCGGCUAUUAGAGAUUGACCGGACGGGGCCGUUGGAUGUAUCGGCCUUGUUGCCGGUAACCAGGAUGGUCCUGGCAUGCUCAAAGAUGGCGCCGGGAGGGAUGCAGGAUGCGUAG
Aspergillus clavatus NRRL 1 is the source of this 2025-nucleotide messenger RNA. Its product is annotated as Zn(II)2Cys6 transcription factor domain-containing protein. Bases 1 to 2025 code for a protein of 674 amino acids. Gene Ontology annotation, biological process: regulation of DNA-templated transcription. The transcript has 3 exons. NCBI's taxonomy places the organism in Eukaryota, Fungi, Ascomycota, Eurotiomycetes, Eurotiales, Aspergillaceae. Gene Ontology annotation, molecular function: DNA-binding transcription factor activity, RNA polymerase II-specific; zinc ion binding. The record is from RefSeq and is a predicted model, not a curated record.